CCCAGCUGCGUUGAACAUAAGAUGAGGGUGAGAGAAUCCGAAAGACAGGUGGAACUGCAAAAGUUGCCAGCUGGCCAGUCAGUCCGCAUCAAGACAUCAUCGGACUCUUAGAGGGUUCAUAUAAACUCUGAGGAAGAAAGAGCAUGAUGAAGAGAAUGAUGAAAGGAUGAGAUGCAAGCAUCAAGUGGGGAUGAUCAGGAAUGGGGAGAAGAGAGCCAGAUGUCAUUAUUUCAGAAGAACAUUCUGGGAGGUUUUCGGUGUCACCCAAAAACACACUUUUGAAGCUUCCGGAGUGUCUUUUGGGCUCAGUUUGAUAUCAAGACCAGACUGGGAUUACCGCACAAGGUCUGUUUUCAGGAGCUGGAGAUCGUACACGCUGCUGUUUUAUGCACGUGGCAGGGGUUGAUGGGUAGGAUGAGGAGCAUCACACUGCUCUGGGUGCUGUUUUCAAGUUGGACAUCCAAACACAAGCUCAGAUGAGGAUAUCACCUGAAACGGUUCAACAGUGGGCUGAUGCCUUUGGAAAACAGCUUUUGGCCUUGUCAAACAGAUACUCAGGCGCUCAACUCUUACAGAAGAAAUAUAAAGAUGUGGAGCCCAUAGUCAAGAUGCGGGAAGUGGAUGGUUUAAAGAUGGUGAAGGAAUUUGCUGAAGAAAUGGAGAACAUGCUGGGCAGAAAGAUGAAAUCAGUCAAGAGAAUGGCAGAGACAGUAGAGGAUGCAGAUUUUUAUCAUGAAUAUAAUGCAACAUUAGAGUUUGACUACUGCAAUUCCAUGAUGAUUAACACAUUGGAUGAGGAUGGGAGCUAUGUGGCUCUGGGGGGAGAAUUUCCUCUGGAGGAGAAUGAACACUUCAACAAACUGCCUGUCAGUACCCAGCAAAGCGUCAUACAAGUGCCCACCAAUGUCUAUAACAAAGAUCCUGAUAUUCUGAACGGGGUGUUUAUGUCAGAAGCGCUGAAUGACAUAUUUACCAGUAACUUUGAGAAAGACCCGACUCUAACCUGGCAGUACUUCGGCAGUUCAACAGGAUUUUUCAGACUUUACCCUGGUAUCAAGUGGACACCUGAUGAAAAUGGAGUUGUCACUUUUGAUGCCAGGAAUCGCAACUGGUACAUCCAGGCAGCCACAUCCCCCAAAGAUAUUAUCAUCGCUGUGGACAUUAGCGGUAGUAUGAAGGGUUUGAGGCUCACCAUUGCUAAACACACCAUCAACACCAUUCUAGACACACUUGGCGAAAAUGACUUUGUCAACGUCAUUGCGUACAGUGAUUACGUCCGGUAUGUAGAGCCUUUUAAAGGCACACUAGUACAGGCCGACCUGGAUAACCGUGAGCACUUCAAACUUUUGGUGGAGGAGUUGCAAGUGAAAGGUGAAGGAAAGGUGAAGAAAGCCAUAAAAGAGUCCUUCAAGAUUCUCAACGAGGCAGCAGCAGAAGGCAGGGGGAGUUUAUGUAACCAGGCAAUCAUGUUGAUCACUGAUGGAGCCAUGGAAGAUUUCCAGCAGGUGUUUGAAGAGUUCAACUGGCCAGAACGCAAGGUGCGCGUGUUCACAUAUCUGAUUGGACGAGAGUUAACAUUUGCUGACAAUGUCAAAUGGAUUGCUUGCAACAAUAAAGGUUACUACACUCAUAUCUCUACUCUGGCGAAUGUACAGGAGAAUGUGAUGGAAUAUCUUCAUGUGCUGAGCAGGCCAAUGGUCAUCAACCAUGAUCAUGACAUCAUUUGGACAGAGGCUUACAUGGACAGUGUGCUACCCAAUACAGCAGAGCUUUUUAACACACAGGCUGAGAGUUUGCUGUUGAUGACCUCUGUGGCCAUGCCUGUGUUCAGCAAGAAAGAAGAAACAUUGUCUCAUGGGAUCCUCCUUGGUGUGGUUGGCACGGAUGUCCCUUUGAAAGAGCUCAUGAGAUUGGCUCCUCGAUACAAGCUGGGAGUUCAUGGCUAUGCAUUCUUAAGCACUAAUAAUGGCUAUAUACUCUCUCAUCCUGACCUUCGACCUCUGUAUAAAGAUGGUAAGAAGCUGAAGCCAAAGCCGAACUAUAACAGUGUGGAUCUGUCAGAGGUGGAGUGGGAAGAUACAGAAGAUGCAUUGAGAACAGCGAUGGUAAAAGGGAAAAGUGGGACAAUCUCUCUGGAUGUCAGAACAACAGUAGAGAAAGGAAAAAGAGUUGUUUUCCUGAAAAAUGAAUAUUUUUACACUACCAUUAAUGAAACUCCAUUCAGUCUUGGAAUUGUACUUACCAAAGGUUAUGGGAAGAAUGUUUUCAUCGGAAAUGUUUCAGUUGAAGAAGGCCUACAUGACCUGACUGCUUCUGAUGUCACUAUUGCUAAUGAAUGGACAUACUGUGAGACUGACAUCGAUCCACAUCACCGCAAACUGACACAGUUUCAGGCUGUGGUUCAGUACCUAACUGGAAAAGAACCAAACCUGGAAUGUGAUGAAAGACUUCUGCAGCAGACUCUGUUUGACGCAGUGGUCACAGCUCCUAUGGAAGCCUACUGGACCGCACUGAUGCUCAAUGCCUCCGGUAUUGAUGGGGGUGUGGAGACGGCGUUCCUGGGCACACGCUCUGGCCUCAUGAGAAUGAUCAGAUAUGUCGGCGCAGAGAAACGUGUGGCGAAAAAAUUCUUAUCUCCAUCGGAUAAGGAGAAUAUUUUUACUCUGGACCAUUUCCCUGUUUGGUAUCGUCGUGCGGCAGAGAAUCCAUCUGGACGAUUUUUGUACUAUGUCCCUAUAGAGGACAGCACACAAGUGGAUGGCAGGUUUGUGAUUGCUGUCACGUCUGUUACAGUCUCUGUGAACAAAAAGACAGCAGUUGCUGGAGCCAUUGGUGUACAGAUGACUCUUGAGAUGUUGGAAAAAAGGUUUUGGUCCAUAGCCACACAGGCGAAUGACACAGAUUGUUCAGGUGUAGAUGGGCUUUGUCCUCUAAGCUGUGCCGAUAAUCCGGAUGUUAACUGCUACGUCAUUGACAAUAAUGGCUUCAUCAUCAUCUCUAAGGACAGGACUGAUGUUGGCAGGUUUCUGGGGAAAACUGAUGGGUCGGUGAUGUCACAGCUCUUGAAAAUGGGCAUGUUCAAAAGAGUGUUACUCUAUGACUAUCAGGCCAUGUGUAAGGUGAAUCCUCACUACGCUAGCGGCGCUCGACCCCUGCUAAGUCCCUUUUAUAAUCUUUUGGCAGCACUGAGAUGGUUCCUGUCGAACUUCCUGUUGUUUUUACUGGACUUCAACAUCUACAGUCUGUGGCACUCAGAUCCCUUUGCGGAGGCCAAGACCUUAUUCCAUGCAUCUAGUAAGAAGUCAAAAGGGGACAUCCUGCAGCCCUGUGACACUGAGUAUCCCAGCUUCGUCUAUGAGCCGUCAAUCAAAGAAACCAACAGCAUGAUCAAGUGUGGGAGAUGUCAAAAGAUGUUUGUAAUUAAUCAGAUUCCUGAUAGUAACUUGCUGUUGGUGGUGAUUCAGGCAGACUGUGACUGUUCUCGGCAGUACGCACCCAUCACCAUGGAGCCCAAAGAGGUCAAAUACAAUGCCUCAGUGAAAUGUGACCGCAUGAGAUCUCAGAAGAUACGAAGAAGGCCCGAGUCUUGUCACGCUUACCACCCUCAAGAAAAUGCUAAGGACUGCGGUGGGGCCGCGGCAAUCAGCUUGUCCAUCAUGCUGUUCCUAGCCUGUUUAUCAGUCUCUGCGCUCAUCCGCCGAUGACAGAGGACCUGUUAAACUCACCUAUAAUGCACACGCUCAACUCAGCAUGUUUUUAUUAGCAAUAAUAUGAGUUGACUAGACUAGAACACAUUUUUUUUCUACAGUGCAAAGUCUUCAACAUUAAUUAUAUGUAGCAUUACUCAUUACAUUUUAAAGUUUGUGGAUUUUUUUUAACAGUUCUGGGCUUUGUCUCUUUGGUGUCUGAACCAUCAGCAAAAACAUCUUUGAAAAAUCAGUGUCAUCAGUGAGGAUGGAUCGAAAUGAGACCUAGACAAGGAUGAACAGCAGCUGAGCUUCACUGAACUGUGACAUUACAGAGGAGAAUUUAUGGCCGGUAGCUGUAUGUGACUGUAUCUCUAAUAUAAGGCAGAAGGAAAUUGCACAGUCUGUUGGUGUGGGUGUGUGUGUGUAAAUGAGAGAGUGAAAACCAGGAACAGUUAGCAUGGCUUUUCACAGCUUUCUCUUGACACCGGAGGUGAUCUAUGGACUAAACAAUGACCAUUAUGACAUGAAAACGAGGUUGUUACGGGAAUUUGAAGAUGUCUUGUAUUUAAACCUUUGAUUUUAGUUGUCUGUCCUGCAACUUGCACAAAAACUAUUUUUUAACAAUUAUUAUAACUAUGCAUUAUUAAUACAAUAGAUUAUACAUCUCUGUCAGAAUAAAUUACAAAUAUGUGUCAUGUUUACUUUCUUACAUUAAAUAUCUUGUAAUUUGUGUUUUUGCUCAGGUAUUAUUAUAUGUGGUUAUCUUUUCAAAUGCUAAUGAUAAUGACACUGAAUAUUGCAUUACAGGAAUCCCAUGUGUCUUACUGUACACCUAAAACUUAAUUUUAAAAUGCUUUUGAGUUAAAAGGAGAACAUCAGUGAUCUAUGCUGAAAUAAAGAAAGA
Molecule: messenger RNA, 4593 nt
Organism: Sinocyclocheilus rhinocerous
Lineage: Eukaryota; Metazoa; Chordata; Actinopteri; Cypriniformes; Cyprinidae
Product: voltage-dependent calcium channel subunit alpha-2/delta-4-like
Cellular component (GO): voltage-gated calcium channel complex
Molecular function (GO): voltage-gated calcium channel activity
Source: RefSeq, a predicted model, not a curated record